This is a messenger RNA of Thunnus maccoyii (southern bluefin tuna), 1480 nucleotides long. RefSeq names its product transmembrane protein 272-like. The transcript is spliced from 5 exons. The record is from RefSeq and is a predicted model, not a curated record. The coding region runs from base 92 to 661 and encodes 189 amino acids. Lineage: Eukaryota; Metazoa; Chordata; Actinopteri; Scombriformes; Scombridae.
CUCAUGCCUGGUUCAGCACUUAUUAAGUGAAACCUGAAAGACAGAAGACAAAUUAAGGCAGUGAAGCGUCUCCAUUCAGAGCUGGACAGAUAUGAACACAUCUCCACAGAUGGAUUUCAAGUCUCAAAGCGCCGCGACGAUUUCAUCAAUUAUUGUGGUGAAUAUUAUUUGGUGGAUGCUUAUGAUUGCAGCCAUUGGUGUGGGGGCCACAAACAUGGGCCGCUGCCCUGUGCAGCCCAACGUUCCCAUCUAUCUGUUAGUACUGGGAGCGGCCAGCAUCCUCUCUCUAUCUCUGACCUACACCCAGAGCAUCUGUGAGAGCGGUGCCGUCUGCCUCCUGAUCUCGUCCUGCAUGGCCCUCCUGCACCUCUUCAGUUUUGGCUGGUUUAUUGCAGGCACCUACUGGGUUUAUAGUGUGUAUCCUCCCGACUACUCACCUGGAACAACUCGGUACUGCCAGAAGACUGCCUUUCAGUUUGCGUUUGUCGUCACCACUAUUUUGUGGGUCACUUUGGCUCUAUCGUUUCUCUGCGGCGGCUGCUUCAUUUUGGUGGCCUGCUGCAAGUAUGUAAGUGCGAGAAACAGGUUGUCACCCAACCGCGGCUCUUUCUACGGUGCGAUAGGCGAGUCUCAUGGAGGCGCUGCUGCCGGUGAUGUGUGAUUUAAAUCCUGGUUCAUGUCCUCAAAUAUCGAGGGAGUUUUACCUGUACAAAGGUUUUGACAGGAGUGAAACGUUUUGACAGUGAUGAUACUGAUUCUGCUCCUGCUGCUGAGGAUGAUUUUUUUUUAUUAUUGGUUGUGGUUUUUAUAGUUGUAAGGUAGUUAUAAAAGCUGUAAGCAGCUGCACUUCACUUUUUUCUUUACAAAUUUCUUUUAUGUUGCGCUUGAGGUUACAUCUUGUGACAGCACCUCCCAUCUUAAUUUAACAUUUGUUACUCACCCUAGGCCAAUAUAGUAAAAUUAAGAGUUGUUGAAACAUCACACUACUUUUACUCAACAGCACUGUCACACCACAGGCUUCCUGCAUGUUGACACAAAAGCCAAAUAGUUAACAUCCGAGCCAAAAGAAGAUAAGAUGAAAAAGAUUAUUUAGAGGCAAGUAAUAUUGACUCAGAGCUGAGAUGAAGAAUACAUUGUAAAUUGGUUCUAUGUAGUAUGUGUUAUAUUCUGCUCUGCUAUAUGUGUGUGUGUGUGUGUGUGUGUGUGAGAGAGAGAGAGAGAGAGAUGUUUUAUUGCAGUGGAAUAGUGUUGAUUGCACUAUUUAAGAUGUUGAAAUAACAAUGGAUUGUGCAGCGUUGCUUGAACAUAAAAGUCGAUGAUUGUUUGCAUGAUUUGAUUAUAUAAGUAUAAGGAAACAAUAUGUUCCGUUAGUUUAGUGUUUUCAAUGAAUUGUUGUGUUGCCACUGCUGACUGACAGUUAAAUGAGAUGAACAUGAUUCAGGCUUGAUGUAAGGACUUGAAUAAAAUAAAGUUCAACUGA